Molecule: messenger RNA, 6152 nt
Organism: Porites lobata
Lineage: Eukaryota; Metazoa; Cnidaria; Anthozoa; Scleractinia; Poritidae
Source: the annotation of a GenBank genome assembly
AUGAGGAAGGACUGGUAUGCGCGUUAUACAAAGAUAACUGCUAAUGACAACAUAUAUUUCACAAACCGAACCGAGGAAGUGGACAAGGGUAAGCCGAAGUCUUAUAAAAAUAAAACCUAAAAGUGUUUCUUUAUAGUAUUGGAGCUAAAGAUCCUAUUUUAUAUUUGAUAUUACGCUGCUAUUACACGAUGAGAAAGUGCGCUUUACAUUAGUGAUCUGAGUUAGCCUUCGUUCCAACGUCGCCGUCUUCCGCGAACCAAAGAGCGGCACGUUGUCUGAGUAAUCAUCAGGUUUUACCCAGCAUUCCUUGCUCAUGAGGGCAAAACAUAUUAUUGGCUAUUUCCGCGUUCCAUAAACUCUCACGUCCAAAACGAGGCUAAGAAAAAAACUUUGUGAAAAAAAAUACUGAUGAGAAUGAAAAAUCAUUUUCAUUUCAAUGGCUUUGCACUUCGUCUCGCUUAACAGAGGCUUUGAGCAACUCAGAAAUGGCGUAUUACUCAUUUUCAUUUCAAUGGCUUUGCACUUCGUCUCGCUUAACAGAGACUUUGAGCAACUCAGAAAUGGCGUAUUACUAUUACACUGUUAGAAAUCUGUCAAGUUUCUUGUAUACCUUAUUCUACAUUCUAUAUUCUGUCUUCUACAGAUGGAAAGAAGUUAAAGAAGCUCUUUGUCACGAUGCACAUACGGAAUGUAACGCUAGAACACGAUAGUACGUAUGGUCAAUUGGGAAGGUUCGAAUGUCACGCUUUUGCGGUUGGAUCAGCCUUGGAGCGCAGGCAUGGUUUCAGUGUGAACGUCAUAAGAAGUAAGUUUAACUGGCUCAAAUCUGUAAAAAUUCGAGUAACGCAAAACCUCGCGAAACAAAAGAAAUAAGGGGAAAAAAGCCAAGAAAAAUCAAAUAUGAAAAAACAAAACUGCUCAGCUGUGAAUCAGUGUCGAACACUGCACCAAUUCAGCAGACACACAAAAUGAAAGGAAAAAUAUUAUAAAAGGUUAUUGAAAGCAUUUUCCGUAGACAUGCUGCCGGUAAACACCGUUUUUAAGCUAGUCGAGCCGUCUUAGAUAUAAAUUCGUAGAUAUAUUUGAGGAAAAUAAGCAGGUUUUUCACCUUUAGGGCAUUUCUCAUUGUAUUUUACUUAUUUACUUACUUAUGUUUCAUUUUAGGAAGCGAAAUUCCUGUUGUAUCUGUGACUAAAGUCAACAUGCUGCAACACGGUGACAGUAUCACCAUCUUUUGCAAUAUCACUAAGCCCUCGAGGAGGUCUGGGCUGAAAAGGAUUUCAUGGUUAAAAAAUGGUGUUGUACAGCAAAGUUUGAGAAACCCGAACCCAGACAACCCUGCAGACACACUGGCACCACUAGUUAUAAAAAAUGCCGCGGCCAGAGAUGGAGGAAAUUACAGUUGUGAGCUUGAGCUUCGGCUUCGCUAUAUUAAAGCAUACAAUGUAUCAGACAGUACUAUGAUCACAAGUGAGUAUACAAUGAGUCCUAGGAAGUUUUCACUAUAACACUAUUUUGCCAUAGUUGAAAUGGUACGAUUGCAGAUGAAAUUCUUGUUUUCUUUGUUGAGACAGAGUGCGUUAUAUAUUUCACGCAUGAACUAACCUGCAAAAGAUCUGAUCAAUCUGAGAUGUGAUUGGCUGUACGUCUGGAAUACCAACAAGGCUUAUAAAGUACAACAACAUUAACAAUAAAACCACGGAUUAGAAUUUGAAAUGUAGCCAAUAAAUCUUUAAAUUGGUCCUAAACAUUAUCAAGUACAAUUAUUAUUUGCUUUGUAAACAGUACUCUAAAGAAAGAUGGGGAUCAGGUGGCAACGUUAAGAAAUGUUUUCCCGGUGGUUGACAAAACGGUUUUAAUUUUCAUUUGUAAGUUUUAAGUGUUCAUGGUCUUACAUGAUAUUCUUACCUUUAUUUCAGUUGCUCCAUGGUUUGAUAAACCAGAAGAGGAUACUGACUUGAACAAAUUCAAGGAAGAAAGUGUUUCUUUUCAGUGUCCUGCCAAAGGUUUCCCAUUAAACGUUGAAUGGAAGUUUCAGAAGAGUGGUGAAGACGAUAUACGCUCUUGCAUAAGUAAGUGUUGGGCCAGCUGUACAUCUCACCGCUUAAACGUCUUGUGGACUCUCCACCGGCUUACAAGAUAGUUUUGUUUGUCAUUAUCUGGGCAAGUAUACAAGAGCAAGGAUAGGAUGUGAUGAUUUGUAAUGUCAGCUAGUAUCGACGCUGGCGUAAUGAAAAUUUGUACUGUAUUCCCCCUGGUGUACUUGAUGAAGGCGUUAGCUUUGUCCGGGAAGGGUUUAUUCGUUUAAAUAAGUUUUUAGACAGUCUUGAAAGCAAAUGUAAACCUCGUUUAAAAACUCUCUCGGAAGGUGGCUCAGAUGCAAAAUACCGCAUACAUCGCGAUGGGAUUUACGCGCCAUAUGUAUUGACAGUGAACGACUUGCAGUAUUCUGACAGUGGAUCUUACUAUUGCUGCCUCCCGUCUAACUGCUCCAAUGAUGUCAAAAACAACUGCCAGCGAUUUGUACUUGGAGUAAGAGGUAAAAAGUAGUUUAUUGUUCCUUCUAUUUGUAGAAGAUGGAAUGGAGAGAGAGAACUCAAUCUUGGGUCGGUUAGCGACCAAGUUAUCGCCCCGGAGAGGGGGGGGGAUACCAUAUGAUGGGGACGGGAAUAUCGUCAUCUCUCUUUUUGAUCUCACCAAAGGUGGUCAUAAAGGAAGUCUCGUAUUCUCUUUAGGAGUUAAGCUUAAGUAAGGCCUAAGCCACUAGUCCAGAUUAUCCUUCCAUUAGGAAUUAAUUCAGGAGCCCUUGAGCUCCUGGUCUAAUUCUAAUUUCCCGAUACAGGACUAUUUUACAAGGGGGUCCUCCUCCUGGACAUAGCUGAAAUAUUUGCUCAUAAUUAAAUUAAUGUUUGUUUCUUAAUCUACUCAUUUAUUUCUCUUAGAUGACAAGUUCCGUUGCAAACUGGACCUUGGUUUGUUGGUAGACAUGACUGAAGCUAUUUCAUCCCCUGUGAAGGUACAAUAGAUGUUGUUCUACCUUUCCGGCUUGCUGUUUUCAAAUCGUGAUCACUUAGCAUGUUCUUUUUUUAAUGAACUGUAACUCAAUAGGUGAAUUUAAGUUUUUUUUCCUCAUUGGCCGUAUAUCCGUUUCAUUCCCUACUGAAGCUAUCGAAAUAAACUCUCUGAAUAUCAAAAGAGAGUAACAAUUUCAGUUAUGUGAAAAUUUGAGCCCGGAAUACCGAGUAGUUUCGGAGAAAUUAUCUUUAAAGAAAAUCGAAACUUUAUAAGGAAUGUAUGGCUCAUUCGCGUUUUUGCCAACAAGCAAUUUCGCGAAAAAAUUGCUCAAAUUAACCAACUCUUUCAACUUUGGAGUUUAAUUUGUGUUUAUUAUUCAUUCAAAAUAUUUCCCCAAUUCUGAUUGGCUAAAAGCACACGCAUAAUUCACCAUAACCAGUUACUGAUGACCAAAUUUGGAAGAAUUUUGUAUUUAACGUGGAAAUGACGUCGAAAAUGCAGCCCGCUACAGGUCAAGGCACCGUUACCGAGAAGACCUGGGGACGAGGUUGAGUUGUUUUGGUUGUGAAAACAAAAAUGGCGGGCACUUCACUCGUUUCAAGAGUAAGAACUACAGCUGGAUCUAGGUGAAAUAAUAGCUAAAAACAUAGCGAAAACUGCAAGAAGACAACUCGGAGAGCGACAUCUGCUAUUUGGAGAAUAUUUGCGGAGCUGGACAAACCUAAACGUACACUAUCGAAGAUGAACUUAACAUCGAUGCAGGUAAGCAUGUUUUUGCUAUGUUUUUAAACAAGGAAUUACUUUGAAUGAAUAAUAAAGCAAUUAAUGAAUUCGGUUCUCGUAGGAUAUGAAUAAUUAAGCAGAUCGAGGAGGGUGUUAUCCAACGAGGCCUUCGGCCUUCGUAUGCUAAUGAGCAAAAUUGUAAACAAUGACGUCAGCAAAGAUGCGACCAUAGUGACGUUCCUACUCAGCGAUCGUUACGAUCGUAUCUGGGAAAUCCGUGGAUAUGGAAAGUGCCGGCUUCCUCAAAAAGAAGAAGUUCACGAUUCUUUUUCAAUAAGAUGAACAUAUUUUAUCGCUAAGGAAAAUGUUGAACAUUUAUGGGAUCUAAUGGAACAAACCAUCAAAUAGUAGUGUUUAAAUUUCCCAGCGUACAGAAUACCUUUUCGUCGUUGUUUUUUAGAUCAAAUACUUAUAUUUUUUCCGGCAGACGUAGGAAAAACGGGAAUUUAUCUUCAGCUCCCCUUUGAGUUUCAAAUUCCACGUUUUUAAAAAACUUUUCACGCGUUAUAGUGCAAUCCGUAAGUUAUGAUUUAAUAAGUACAUUAUUCGACUGCAUGUAAAAUGUUCUGUCCUUUAGAAUGUUUUUCUUUUAAGGUAAAUAUUUUUGCAUUUUAGGGAAAAGGUACACAGUUGGUAGUAACCGCAUCGGGUCCAAAGUCGAAACAUCAGAGGGGAUUAAGAGGCAUCGUUAAUGACCACGCCUACCAUGUGUCAAAUUAUACAGAACUAAAUGACUUGUUUGAUGACUUAACGAAAGUCAUCUGCCAGCGUAAGUGAUAAUAAAUAAUUUGUCAAUUUAACCGAGGGCGGGCUAAAGUACCAUACUAAGAAAAAUGGCUAUACGUAGAAGUGUCCUUUUUACCACUAUUUUCUUUACUAUUGUCCUCUACGUACAACCUCCCAUUAGUCUCCUCUUCACUCUCUAAUGUUAUCAUGGUUUGUUUCCUGAGGUCUGCUACUGCAAUGGUAUAACAAUACGUGAGAAAAGGGAACUACAGUCAAACCCCUUUAAUACGGACAUGACUGAGGGGGCCUUAAAAAAUGUCCGUAUUAACUGGGUGUCUGUAAGGGCCUUCUUUCACCAGGGACAAAGCAAACGGUCCUAAAUAAUGAGGUGUCCGUAUUAGUAAAGCCGGGUUUGACUGUAUUUCAUUGGGCCAAGUGUCCACAUUUGGGAGGUGUCCCUGCAGUGGGACCAAGAGAACAGUCUGUAAUGGAAACGUGCCCUUAAUAUAUUAUUUAGAGAAAAAGGCGAAAUAUGAACCAGCUGCACGAAAGCUAACAGAGGUAUUGCCGGUAAAUAUUUCUCGAGAAAAUUAAACUUAGAAUUUAAAAACUUGGCUUGAAAUAGAUUAAAUUGAAAUCGGUAGACAUGAUAAAAUCUCAAAACGACUGUGAAGUCAGAAACGUUACUCUGUACUUAAGGUGGAUUUAGGGGGGGCCUAGGGGGGCCCCGCCGGCGCCCCCCCCUUGUCCGGAAAUUUCCUCUUUGUAAACGUGUGUUGGAUGGUACUUCGAGCUUUGUUACUUAAAUAUAUUUUCUUUAAUUAACAUUGUUAAUAAGAAAAGAAUCUGUGUUCGAAGCCUACAUUUUUAGCUGCAAAUGACCAAAGCUCCCAGAAUGCAUGCAGUAAAUAUCCGUCUCAAACAAACUGGAUUUGACAAUUUUUCAGAGAGAUUAUGUCGCUGCCUUUGCCGGAAGGAUGUGCUCUCGCCGCAAUCGCUUUGGCUUCUGCUAGCAUCAUAAAGUCUUGUACUUCUUUUAUCACAACCACGCCUGUGGUUUAUUAAAUAUUUCAGCAUUAACAUGUUCAAUAUGGAAUCCAGGCAUUUGCUAAAUUUAAGCCUCCAGAAUACACUAGAUUGCAUCAAGAGAGAACCAAGAGAGAAAGAUUGUUCUCUCUUGAUUGCAUCAAAGAGAACUUCAAUCUCAAAACAUUUUCCCGGAGGAGCUUUCGCCCGAAACUCCCUAGAAGUGUGCGCCGUUCGCAGUCCUGACGGGUGCUAUCACGUCUAUAUUGCCAAUGUAUACUAUAUCUCUAGGCUCCCUCUAUCACAAAAUCCUUCGUCCGCCCCUGUGUACGGUCGUCCAGGUUUAAUAGGAUCAUGAUUCUUAGUGACACACUUUUGAUCACGAUCUUUUUCACAGCUGUUGAUGGCGGCUUCUCCAAAUGGACCCCGUUCUCCUCCUGCAGUGUGACUUGUGGUGGCAGUGGCGUCAAAGUACGAACAAGAACCUGUACUAAUCCCCUCGCCAGUGGAAGGGAAAGGACUGUGUUGGAGCACGACAGGAGUCCAUGGCUUGCAAUGAAGGACCAUGCAAGUGAUACAUCAAUCCAUGAUCGCUAAACAAA